AUGGCUGAUUCCGAGAUUUCUAAUACCACACCACCUUUGGCCUCUUCACAUUCUACGACUCCACCUCCUUCUUCACCACCACCUACAGUUUUACAAGCUGCUACUGCUUUUUCAAGUUUACAAGUAGAUUUUCCAUCAACGAUAGUUGCGCGUUCGCAAAGGGCCGAUAGCGAACAAGAAGAAAUACGUCAAAGUGCUGUCAACGCUUUACACCAAUAUUCUAUUUUAACCAUGCAUGUCAUCGCUAAUGAAGAGACUGCGAAUGUUGCGAUAUUUAACGGAUGGUAA
Dentiscutata erythropus is the source of this 288-nucleotide messenger RNA. Lineage: Eukaryota; Fungi; Glomeromycota; Glomeromycetes; Diversisporales; Gigasporaceae. The record is from the annotation of a GenBank genome assembly.